This is a messenger RNA of Fusarium keratoplasticum, 2295 nucleotides long. Its product is annotated as Spindle assembly checkpoint component MAD1. Gene Ontology annotation, biological process: mitotic spindle assembly checkpoint signaling; attachment of mitotic spindle microtubules to kinetochore. The transcript is spliced from 2 exons. Bases 1 to 2295 code for a protein of 764 amino acids. NCBI's taxonomy places the organism in Eukaryota, Fungi, Ascomycota, Sordariomycetes, Hypocreales, Nectriaceae. The record is from RefSeq and is a predicted model, not a curated record. Gene Ontology annotation, cellular component: nuclear envelope; kinetochore; mitotic spindle.
AUGCGCGCCCAUACGCCUGACGGCUCUGGAGGCCGACGGGUCUCUUCUAGCAACAGGUUUCGAGCUAGCACUUCUGCCAUCGGGCGCCCUCAGACCACUCUAAGAGAGUCCAGGAUAUCAUCCUUCCGAGCGAGUACUCAGCCGACAUACAACUUCUUCACCGGCGAAUCAAACCUUCCCCGUCCUUCCUCCCGACAAGGCCAUACCGCCGAGUCUGUCCGCCCGGGUUCACGCGACAGUUUUAAAGAGAACAUGGCGCCGCCCGAUGCCGACGAGUAUGAAAAGUACAGGAAGGAGAUCGAGGCCCUGAAGGCUGAGAUUGGCACCCUGCAAUAUCGCAUGCAAACAUCCGAACAAGAGAAGGAGAUUGCUUUGUCGCAGCACAACAGCAAACUCGAGCAAGCGCGCCGACGAGAGCAGGAUGAGGCACAGCAGCGCCAGGCCGCCGAGGCCGACCGCGAAAAGGCAGCGAGCCAAACCGAAGCGCUUCGAAAGGAAUUGGAAGAGUUGAAAGAGAACAUCGAAGGCGACAAGAAAGCCCUGGAGCGAAAAGCCCGUGAGGCAGAGGACGAAGCCCGCCUACUGCAGGAACAGUUGGAGGACUUGUCCACGGCCAAGGAGGAGGCUGCGCGCAUUGCUGAUCGAAAGGUUACCGACCUGGAAAUGCAGAUUGCCGCAUCGCAAAAGUCGCUACAAGAAUACGAGCAGGAGAUCGACCAGCGAGAAAAUGUCCUUCAACAAGCCCAGACUCAGCUGGCGGAGAAGGACGCACAAAUCGGCAACCUCGAGGCGGACGUGCUACGGCUAAAGGCACAGAGCGGAGAUGCCGAAACGAUGGAGAUAAUCAGACAAGAACUGUCGGAGCAGGUCCACCAUAUUCGAAACCUUGAAGCGACCAAUCGCGACCAGCUUUCCGAACUUAAGCACCUACGAGCGUUGAGCAAGGCAGUCGAGGUCGUCGAGGAGGAGAAGCGAAGUCUGCAGCGCAAGCUCGAGGCUGCUGAAAUGGUCGAGGCAGAGCUUGCUGAAGCCCGUAUUCAGCGACAGAGACUCGAGGAUGAGCGAUUGGCCUGGUCGGCGUACCUGAAGAACGCGUCCGAGACUGGUGACAACGAGUUUGAUUCUCCGGAGGCUGUGGCAAGGGCGCUUGUCCAGGAGCGUCUGACUACGGCGUCGUAUGUGGAAAAGUUGGGUGCUCUUCAAGCCGAGAUGACGGCAACACAGAACACCAUUCAGACGCUACAAGACGAGAAGGCUCAGCUCAAGACCGAAGUUGAGAAUGCAAAGACAUCAGCAAACGCCAACAACACCGACAAGGCUCGACUGCGACUGGAACGACAACGCGCCCUGGCUGUCAAGGAGGUGGAAUACCUUCGAACUCAGCUCAAGACUUUCGAUACCGAGGAUGAGACGGUCCAACCAGAACAGUUUGAUGAAGCCCGCGCGAAGAGAGUUCAAGAGCUCGAGGAUCUCGUGGACAAGUAUAAGAUGGAAGUGCAGAGUCUGCACGCUGAGCUGUCAUCCGUGGAACCGUCUGCUACAGGCACACCUCAGCCGGCAACUGGUAGCAAACGCUCCCGACCUGAGGAUGACAAUGCCCACGAGCAGCUUGGACAGCUUGCGCGCAAGAACCGCAAGCUGCAGGAGGAGCUGUCCAGCUUCCAGACCAAGGUGGCGUUGCUGGAGAAGGACCUGUCAGCCAACCGCGAGCAGCUGAAGGCUGCGAAGCAACAGACGCAGACUCGUGUUCUCUCCCUCAAGUCUAAUCCGACAUCGGACUAUGAAGCCAUCAAGCGGUCUACACUGGAGGCCCUUCAGAAGGAGAACCAAGACUUGUUGGCAACCCUUCGUUCCAAGACUGGCAACUCGUCAGUCCCCAUGAUUCCCACCUCUGUGCUUUCAGCGAUGGAGCGUGAGAUUGCGGCUGCCAAGGCCGAAACCGCGUCGGCCCAAAAGUCCGCGCGGCGCCUCAAGGAAGUCUGGGGAUCCAAGUCGCAAGAGUUCAAGGAGGCCAUCUUCUCGACUCUUGGCUGGACCGUCACCUUUAUCCCGAACGGCAAGAUGCGGGUCGAGAGCACAUUCUACCCCUCACAGACAGACGAACAUGAGAAUUCGAUCGUCUUUGACGGUGAGCGGGGAACCAUGAAGGUGGGAGGUGGCCCGCGAAGCGCGUUUGCGAGAAGGAUCAGUGAUCAGAUUGGGUUCUGGGUGAGGGAAAAGGGGUGCAUCCCAGGCUUCUUGGCAGCGUUGACGCUGGAGUUUUACGAGGAACAUACACGGGCGUCCAAGCCUUGA